This is a messenger RNA of Corapipo altera (White-ruffed manakin), 810 nucleotides long. Its product is annotated as BTB/POZ domain-containing protein KCTD9-like. The record is from RefSeq and is a predicted model, not a curated record. Lineage: Eukaryota; Metazoa; Chordata; Aves; Passeriformes; Pipridae. Bases 96 to 680 code for a protein of 194 amino acids. The transcript is spliced from 4 exons.
AUUUAUAGACAGGAUAUAUUUUAAUACAUUUCUAUCCAUAUGUUUAUACCUAGAUAUUUAUACACUGUAAAUAUUAAUGCACACCUAUCUACACAAUGAUGUUAACUUUGUGUCCAGACCUACCCCUUCCCCUCUGUAACCUUUUUGGGGGGUUUAUUCCUUGGGAUUUCCAGGGUCUCAAUUUCAGUGGAGCGGAUCUUUCCCACCUGGAUCUUUGCUACAUCAACUUCAAGGUGGCCAAUCUUAGCCGCUGCAACCUGGCCCGUGCCAACCUGUGCUGUGCCAGCCUGGAGAGGGCUGACCUUGACUCCUGUCUGUGCCAGGGUGCCAACCUGCCAGGGGUGAAGAUGCUGCGCUCCAACGCAGAGGGAGCGUCCCUGAAAGGCUGCAACUCUGAGGAGCCAUCAGGCCUUCAAGCUAAUCUGGAAGGUGCCAACCUGAAAGGAGUGGCCAUGGAGGGCAGUCAGAUGACAGGAAUGAACCUCCGAGUUGCAACGCUGAGAAACCCCAAACUAAAGAACUGUAACCUCAGGGGAGCAACGUUGGCAGGAACUGAUUUGGAAAAUUGGGACCUAUCAGGUUGUGACCUCCAGGAAGCCAAUUUGAGGGGCUCUGAUGUAAAAGGAACCAUCUUUGAAGAGAUGCUGAACCCCCUGCACACGUCCCAGAGCAUCAGAUAGGGAAGAGAAGACGUUGAAGAGGAAGGAAUCCAAACAUUUGUUGUGACUUCCUUCAUCUCCUCCCCUUCCUGAGUUAGAAGGAAUGCUUAUUAGACAACUUCAAUUUGCAGUAGUGCCUAAGUAGACUCUU